Messenger RNA from Aplysia californica (California sea hare), 754 nucleotides. RefSeq lists its product as uncharacterized. Gene Ontology annotation, molecular function: zinc ion binding; DNA binding. The record is from RefSeq and is a predicted model, not a curated record. NCBI's taxonomy places the organism in Eukaryota, Metazoa, Mollusca, Gastropoda, Aplysiida, Aplysiidae.
UCUCACUUGCUCGCCUGGGUGGAACCACGUCGACUGUUUCUACCGGCGGUCUUCUUACCUGUGGUGGAUGAAGCACCUGGUGAGAAACUACCCCACACAUCUGGUGGGGUAUAACGCUUUGAGCAACGAGAACAAAUCCAGAAUCAAGAAGCAUAUGGUGGAACUCGAAGGACGCGACAUUACAAGGCCACGAUGCUCGGACCCAGAAUACUUUUACUCUGACUCGGAAGAGGACGAGGAUUUUACUCCAGCCCCAACCAAGCAGCGCAAAAUGAAUGAGAUAACAGCCCAAAAAGACAACAAGAAAACGAAAAAGUCUGCUAUUCCAGGUGCGGCAUCAGCAUUAGAAUCUGAGGAUGGACCGAGUGCGAAAAGAAAGAACUCUAAAAAACAAAAAAUGGGACAUAUAGAUUCAAACAAAGAUGGAGGUACCCACUGGACUCCUCAGAAGGAACUGCGUCCCACAGCUUCCAAAGAUGAUACCUUGGAAAAGAAGCCUGAGGCUAAGAACAACAACAACACUGUGCCCGGAGAUGAAGAUAUCAAUGUGCAGGUUGCGUACAUUUCUGGAGACAUUUACGCCAGGGUAAAGACACCUCUAUCUUAUAAUGGACAUUUCGUAAGCUUAAUAUCGUACCAAGCUGGUUAUUGAUCCAUUGUUGUGUUCAGCUGAUAUUUAUCUGUCUGACACUUCCUCUGUACCGUCCUGUAUGGAAUGUUAUUUUCAUCAUUUUCAUCAUCAUCAUCAUCAUCA